CUCCGGGUGUGGGGCGGGCGCUGCGGCGAGCGCGGCCGCCGCUUCCUCGGGCCAUUUUGCGGAGGAGCGACGGGGAGGAGGAGCCGCCGAGGAGACCCAGGGCGAGGAGCGGCGAGCCGGAGGAGGCGGCGGCCGCGCGGGCACGGGCUUUCCUCGAUCGCGGGGAGCUCGAGGGGCGAAGGGAUCGCCGGGGAGGGGACCGGAGAGCCGCGCCUGCCGCGCGGCGCGCCGCUUCCCGCCCCCUGCACCAUGAGCUGGGGCACCGAGCUCUGGGAUCAAUUUGACAACUUAGAAAAACACACCCAGUGGGGAAUUGAUAUUCUUGAAAAAUACAUCAAAUUUGUAAAGGAAAGGACAGAGAUUGAACUCAGCUAUGCAAAGCAGCUCAGGAAUCUUUCGAAGAAAUACCAACCUAAAAAGAACUCAAAGGAGGAAGAAGAAUACAGGUAUACGGCAUGUAAAGCCUUCCUUUCCACCCUGAAUGAGAUGAAUGAUUAUGCUGGACAGCAUGAAGUCAUCUCUGAGAAUAUGACCUCCCAGAUCACCAUGGAGUUAGCACGCUAUGUCCAGGAACUGAAGCAGGAGAGGAAAUCGCACUUUCAUGAUGGACGGAAGGCACAGCAGCACAUAGAGACUUGCUGGAAGCAACUAGAAUCAACCAAAAGACGUUUUGAGCGGGAUUGCAAAGAGGCUGACCGAGCCCAGCAGUACUUUGAGAAAAUGGACGCCGACAUAAAUGUUACAAAAGCAGAUGUUGAAAAGGCACGGCAACAAGCUCAAACGCGUCACCAAAUGGCAGAGGACAGCAAAGGCGAGUACUCAUCAAUUCUUCAGAAAUUCAACCACGAGCAGCAUGAGUAUUACCACACUCAUAUUCCCAAUAUCUUCCAGAAGAUACAAGAGAUGGAGGAGAGGAGGAUAGUGAGAAUUGGAGAAUCGGUGAAGACAUAUGCAGAGCUGGACCGGCAGGUGAUUCCAAUCAUUGGGAAGUGCUUGGAUGGGAUAGUAAAGGCAGCCGAGUCCAUUGAUCCGAAAAAUGAUUCACAGCUGGUCAUAGAAGCUUAUAAGUCCGGGUUUGAGCCUCCGGGAGACAUUGAAUUUGAGGAUUACACUCAGCCUAUGAAGCGCACUGUGUCUGAUAACAGCCUUUCGAAUUCCCGAGGAGAAGGCAAAUCAGAGCUCAAAUUUGGUGGCAAAUCCAAAGGAAAGUUAUGGCCGUUCAUCAAAAAAAAUAAGCUUAUGUCCCUUUUAACAUCCCCCCAUCAGCCUCCCCCACCUCCCCCUGCCUCUGCCUCACCCUCUGCUGUUCCCAACGGCCCCCAGUCUCCCAAGCAGCAAAAGGAACCCCUCUCCCAUCGCUUCAACGAGUUCAUGACCUCCAAACCCAAAAUCCACUGCUUCAGGAGUCUAAAGCGUGGGCUUUCUCUCAAGCUGGGUGCAACUCCAGAAGAUUUCAGCAACCUCCCACCCGAACAGAGAAGGAAAAAGCUACAACAGAGAGUUGAUGAAUUAAAUAAAGAAAUUCAGAAGGAGAUGGAUCAAAGAGAUGCCAUCACAAAAAUGAAAGAUGUCUACCUAAAGAAUCCGCAAAUGGGAGACCCCGCCAGUUUGGAUCAGAAAUUAGCAGAAGUCAGCCAAAAUAUAGAAAAACUGAGACUAGAGGCCCAGAAAUUUGAGGCCUGGCUGGCCGAGGUGGAAGGCAGACUCCCAGCACGCAGCGAACAGGCCCGCCGGCAGAGUGGGAUGUACGACGUGCAGAACCCGCAGGCGGUCAACAACUGCGCACAGGAUCGGGAGAGCAGCCCAGAUGGCAGUUACACGGAGGAGCAGAGUCAGGAGAGUGAGGUCAAGGUGCUGGCCACGGACUUCGACGAUGAGUUCGAGGAUGAGGAACCCCUGCCCGCGAUCGGGACAUGUAAAGCUCUCUACACGUUUGAAGGUCAGAAUGAAGGAACCAUUUCAGUAGUUGAAGGAGAAACACUCUACGUUAUAGAGGAAGACAAAGGCGACGGGUGGACCCGCAUCCGGAGAAAUGAAGAUGAAGAGGGUUACGUCCCCACUUCAUACGUCGAAGUCUAUUUGGACAAAAAUGCCAAAGGUGCUAAGACUUAUAUUUAAUACAACUUAAAAAAAAAAAAAAAACUUAAAAAAAGUUGGAGUUGUUUCUCCCCACAACUAUGACUGUUACAGGCAGCUCAGAAGACUGGAUGGGGAGCAUCACAGUACGUGUUUCUUUUAGGCACAAGGUGGACUUUCAGGCAUCUUACACCUGAAUUUCCUGGGCUGGUUUUGACUUGCUGAUGACAUUUUACGUGGAAAGCUGCCAACUGCCAAUUUAGAACUGUGUCCUUUGAAAUCUGAUAAACAUUUCUUCUUGGGGCAGCUUUUGUAGAUAACCAAAAAGUUGCCUUCCAGCUUCUAAUCUGUAUUUCUGAAUCUGAAAGUCUAGUGCACAUCUUAAGGGGUGCCGAAGACUUCAGUUCUCUUAUUUAUAUCUAGUAUCUGCCAGAAAUUGAACUACCUUAGAAUGUUACAGUUUGUAACUUCAUGAACUGAACUACGCUAGUUUGUUAAAUUUUACAGUCAUUCACUUUGGAGGAAGUCUCAAUAAAGUAUAGAAUAAGUAAAGAAUAAGAUUGGUAAUAAAAGUGUGUAUAUUUCCUUCAGCGUCUCAUUAGAUCUCCAUGUUAUCUGGUUCUAUCUAUAUGAUCCUAAACUACCAAUUGAAAUAUAGAAAACUUUGGUGGAUCAACCAGUUGCUCUUUACGUAGGACUGCUGAUCUUCCUUCCUUCCACCAGUUGACAGAGUUGAUCAGAUGUGCCAGUGCUGUUUAGAUAAACUUACAUGAAAAACAGCGCACUUCAUUCUGUUCUGUUGGAGGUUCUGUGGGAGGUGGAGCUGUAUUCACACUUGCCUGGGUGGGGCUGUGGAUAGACCCUUGUAAGCAACUGCUUCUACACACAGACCCCAGGGCGUCAUUUUUCAAGGGGUUUUUUUGGUUUGUUUUUUUAAUCUUUGGCAUCUUUAAGACCCAAAGUAUGAAUUUACUGUGCAUUGUUUUAGAAUUUCUAGCUCAUUUUCUAAAAUGUUUCACCAUCGUAAAGGAAUCUGGGUCACAUGGGGAUUUGCAUUUUUAAAUUGGCAGGAUAGGUAGUAAAAUUGGUGACAUGCCCAAGGGUUGUGCUCAUUUCUAGACUCUUCCCUGAGAUCACAGAGAACCGGCUAACAAUGAGUAAGAAUAAAGGUGUGGGGUUGAGGUUCUCUUUUUUAUUUGGCUUUGAACAUUAUUCUUGUCCUUCCUACUUUUAAAUAGGAAAUUAGCUCCUUGCUUCUACACUGUGGGCUCCUUGUAGAAGCGCAGGUCAAUUUAAAGCUGAUUUUAAAACUGACAGCAGCACAUCGGGGGUCUUGGACUUGGCAGGAGUUAUGGGUGACUGUUGCAGAUUCUAGCAGAACACUCUCUUACAUUUCCCAAGGGCCACCAGGAUGGAAUUUAGUAACCAUUACUUAAUGACUGCCUGACUUUUAAAACGCUUUAUUUUUAAAUGAUUACAGAUUCUCAGGAAGUUGCAAAGAUAGUACAGAGAGAUCCCCUUCAUCCAGCUUCCCCCAGUGGUUACGUCUGACACAACUGCGGUCCAAUAUCAAAAGUGGGAAACCGACACUAACUGGCCAGCCUGAUUUUUUAAAAUACAAUUUUGUAAUUCAGAUUUCUUUUGCAUUACUAUACCUGUGCUGCCAUUAUAUCGAUAAAGCCACUCAUCCUGACCCCAGACCUCUCAGGAGAAUCAUUUCAGUUCUUCCUUUUAACUACUGCAGCAAGAAAAUCAACUGACCUUUAAACCGUGGGGAUUUAAUGAGCAGUAGGUGGUCACAGCUCUGGGCAUGUAACCAAGUGAAUCCCUGAGAUAGUAAAGCCUAACCUUUCUAGCCUGUAAUGAACUCAUUUCCAGACUGUGAAUUAUUGGAGAAAGCAAACUAAACACUGAAAGAGUCUUACAAUGAGAGAGGACAUUAGUCGUUUAAAAGCCUGACUUGAAAAGUAUGGCAUUCUACGAAGUUGGUUGGUGUUUUGUUUUGUUUUUUUCCCCUCCCCUUUAAGAGUUGUGCAAAUCUGAUUCAGAAAAUAGCUCAGCUAGCUUUCGGGAUGGGUGGGGCGAUUUGGGUGCAUAAAUUAUGAUCAUUAUUUUAGAUUGUCUGCCUCAGAACCUUUACCAGAUGAAUCUACAUACUAGUGACUCAACAGUGAAAGAUAUUGUGUAGUUUCGGGUCCGUCUAGUCAGUGCGCAAAGGAUUAGCAAAAGUCUUGAAACCAUUCCCAGAGAAUCACAAAUUUCCAUUUCCACCCAAAGUAUACUUUGUGUUCUUCCAGCAGUUAUCUGUUAAAAUAGAAGUAGCAAGGUCUCAGCUUGUGUAUAAAGUUUUCUCCUCUUGUUUAGAGAUACACUUAGAAGUGAAAUGUAUGUAGAAGCCUUCCUUCACUACCUUGUUUAUAAAUCUGUUCCGCCUGCUCCACAAACACUGCCCCCCCCCCCCAUAAGCCCAUCCCAGGAGGGUGGGGCUGCUGCUUUCUGACGCCUGAAACCCAAAAGGAGUUGUUUUAUUGUCAGUAAUGCUGGUGCACUUUUGUGUGUGUGUGGUGUCUACCAUGUGACUAUUUAAUACUUGCCAAAAUAGUUAGACUAGCAUUCCAUUUGGUCAACUGUAUUGUGACUGUCCUCUUUUAUGGUUUUGAUUUUGUUUUUGUUUUUUUUUUCAUUGCUUUCUAUGAAAUAUGUCCAUAACCGCCCCCCGCCCCGAUAGAUUUGUAUAUACUGCAAUAGAAGAACUAAAAGGAUUACUUGAAUUCGUUGUGUUAACGUUUUACUCUUUUAUCUGUUUGUUUUAUUGGUGAUUCUGCUGCCUAAUGACCUUUUUGUUUUGGUAACCGCUGGGGGAGCCGGAAGGACGGUUACACUGGUAGCUAGGUCCCCCGCCGGCUGAUCCACACUUGAGUUUAUUGUAGACACUUGGGUUCUGAGUAAGUUUUGUUUGAAAACGGCCAACGUGACUGUUUCUCUCUCUCCUUAUCCUACAAGAAAAGACUCUGUCUGGCACCUUGUAGUUGUACCCUCGUAUCUGCCUCUCUAAUAAACGUUAUAUUUUUCUCAGUGUUGUGUAUUUUAAAUGAUUUUUCACCUUUCCGAGAAAAUUAUUCUGUGUAAUCUGAGUGCUUAACUCUUUCGUCUUCAAUAAUGGGGAGUUUUCUGCCAAAUGCUUUAAAAAAAAAAGAAAAUUCUGCCCUUUCCCCCUUUUAAAUGAUGACACCUUCUCUGUUUCUCACCCUGUGUGCACCUACGGGCUUCAAGAGUCUGUCUCCUGUUUCUUUUCUGUCCCCUCAAGAUGAAGAACUUUCACUGUUUAUUGCUGAGUAGACACUGAGUGACAGGUUUUCCUUUUCGCCAAAGAUGUUGCCUUUUACUGACAAAGGAACCGAGAGUGUCAGUCGGAGAGAGAACCGGGCCUUCGGGUUCCUGGUAUCAUUCUGGGAAGACGGUUUCUUUCUGUCUCGAUUUAUGAGAAAGAGAGUUUUAUGAGAUUUAUGAGAAUUUGAUUUAUGGGAAAGAUGAGUAGGGGUGCGUGGGUGCAUCGUCUCCUGGCUGGCUUCUCUUACCCCUGAAGGAAAGACUAGCUGCUCUGAUUGCAGAUAAAACCGUGAAAGUUCCUUAUCUCAGACACCAUGUGGUAACCAAGUGCUCUAAAAUAAUUGCCCCCUCCCCUCCCACC
Hippopotamus amphibius kiboko is the source of this 5767-nucleotide messenger RNA. RefSeq names its product formin binding protein 1 (gene FNBP1). The record is from RefSeq and is a predicted model, not a curated record. Gene Ontology annotation, biological process: endocytosis; signal transduction. Bases 250 to 2118 code for a protein of 622 amino acids. NCBI's taxonomy places the organism in Eukaryota, Metazoa, Chordata, Mammalia, Artiodactyla, Hippopotamidae. The transcript has 16 exons. Gene Ontology annotation, molecular function: protein binding.